Zeugodacus cucurbitae (melon fly) is the source of this 4566-nucleotide messenger RNA. RefSeq lists its product as uncharacterized. Lineage: Eukaryota; Metazoa; Arthropoda; Insecta; Diptera; Tephritidae. The transcript has 7 exons. The coding region runs from base 2 to 2254 and encodes 750 amino acids. The record is from RefSeq and is a predicted model, not a curated record.
AAUGCCAGCGAGGCUACUAACAACAGGAACUCAUAAAAUACAACACACUUUUGCCACCCGUAAAUCUCCAAAUCGGCAUAAGGGUAAAAGCAGUGACAUGUUAACGUUUUGUGUGAGCAAGCCAUCUGCUAUUUAUGAUUGGCUGAGAUGGUGUUUACUGCUGACGUGUCUACUGAUAGUCCCAGAUUUCAUUGCUGGACUCAAGGAUGUUUCGGUUACAAUACCACAAGCGGUGAAACGCGGCAGCAAUGCACUGCUCACAUGCAAUUACGAUAUGGAAAAUGAUACUUUAUAUUCCGUUAAAUGGUAUAAGGGACGUCGAGAGUUUUAUCGCUAUACACCAAAGGAAAAUCCGGCAAUGAAAGUUUUUCCCAUGGCCGCCGGAAUCAACGUUGAGCGUAAUCUCUCCAAUCAAAGUCAUGUCGUGCUGUUGGCGGUGCCGCUCAACAUAUCCGGCAAGUUUACAUGCGAGAUUUCCGUGGAGGCGCCAACCUUUCAAACCGCCAUGGUCUCUGGUGAACUGGAAGUUGUGGAGUUACCGGAAGAGCAGGCCAUUGUUACGGGCAUCCAGCCACGUUAUCGUAUCGGCGAUUUGGUUGAUGGCAAUUGCUCAAUUAAGUACUCCAAGCCGGCUGCUAAUUUGACAUGGACUAUUAAUGGUAUUGUGGUGCCACUGCAUCACAUCAAAACUUAUCAAAUUGAGCGCUAUGAAGAGAACAAUUUGGAGUCGGUGGUGAGCGCAUUGCACUUCAUGGUGACCACACAGCAUUUCAUUAAAGGACAAAUGAGGCUCAAGUGUACGGCAAGCAUAUUUGAUAUAUUUAAAGAGGAAAUCGAAAGUGUCAUCGAAGAGGAUCGACCACGCAUUAUGGCCUCCGGCCGUUCAUACGAUAUGCAUAAUAAUUAUCCAUAUGAGCAGCAUGCUAGCGGUGAUGGCUUCGAGGAUCAUAAUGAGUCCUUUUUAACAUAUUCCGCCGCCGACAUCACGUCUUCGGCAACAACCGUACACGGUACGGCAGCGCGCAUCUGUGUGGGAGCACUAAAACUGCAUUGGCAGCGUCUUUGUACCGGUCUGAUGGCAGCCGCGGCAGCAAUUCGGGCAUCCAGCAGUCAGUGGAGCGAACCAGCGACAGUGGCGCUGGAGCAGCGAUAUGUCAAAAGGAUAAGUGAAGCAAGCGAUGAUGAUGCUGAUGAGAAGGAAAGUGCACCGGCGGCGCAGGCAGUGAAGAACUUCGCGCGGUUCGAAAUUCCCAACAACAGCAGCAAGUGUAUUGCUUAUGUUUUUAUUGCUAUUUGCACGAGCGUCUUUCUAUGCGCACUGACACGCCAUUUUAUAAGCUGUCAAAGGAACCAAAGGAAAUCCACAGCAGUGGGUGAACGCGAACGAGCAGUGACGGCACCGGCACCGGGAACCAACGCCUCGACUGCAGCAGUCUUUACUGCCACGUUGUUGCCAUCAAAGGUAAUAACAACAGCAGCAGUAACAACACCACUGCGCAUUGUAAAUGAUGGGGCAGCUUCAAUCUUGGCAGUCAAACGGACAUUGAAAGGACGAAAAUCCUUUCAUAAUUGCGUUGGAAAAAAUUUGAAAUCAUUGAGUGUACGAUUGCAGGGAUUCCGCCGGGCGCUGGGCAUGGUGUUUAUGCGGUGGGCGAAAAUAGCGGCGAAUCCAUUACAAAAAUUGGCAAAUCAACUACAGCAACAACAACAACAACAAGAACAGCAGCAGCAGCAUCAACAUCAGCGAAAAAGCCCGUCAAUAUUGCGCAACCAAGCGCGCACACAGCGCCACGCAACUCAACAGCUGUCGGUGACAGUUGCCGGUAGGAGCCCAUCAACUCCAUUGCCAACAACUGUAGCUGCAUUGACAUUUGACACUCCGGGUGUUAGCGCUGCCAUGCAUGAUGCAAUUGCCGGCUGCAACACCCUCCACACAACUUACAAACGCUGCAGCAGGGGCGGAGAAGGCGACGGUGACGACGGCAGCAAUCAAGCAAUUGGCAAUUUCACUAAGGACACGUCAAAGGAUCAAACAUUAUUGAUGAUGAUUGCACAACGUUUCGAUUGUCAACAUGUUGACGAUUUUGUUACACUUUUACACAGCGCUCGCAGUAAGAGGCAACAACAACAACAACAACAGCCACUAGUGGUUGGUUCAAUAAAAGGCGGCAAGGUGUUGUCGAGCGCCAAGGCGUUGCUGGCUAAUUGGCAAGAAAACUACGCAGCACCACGUCCUUGCUGGGACCACUGCUGAUGCCGGCCGUCUGAAGCCAAUUGAGCGCCAGCGCAUAGCUUAAACAGAAAUAAUAAUUACAUACCAUAAAUAGCUUAAUACCAAUAUACAUACAUAUAUACAAUACCAUAUGAAUAAACAAUACUCCCGGAAGCGCCACGUUAUCUCUGAAGAAAAGCAAAGCAACAAAAGCCAAAACAAAAACAAAAAAAAUAAUAAUAAAAGCAAAAUAAUAUGAUAAAUUAGUUUAGAGAUGUUUAGCGAUAAGAAAAUGUUGAUGUUGCUUUUUAAAUUUCGAAAGCAGUAAAAGUCAAAGUAAAAGUAAAUCUGUGUAAAUAUGGUAACUAGGUGCGCGAAAGAAAUUUGAACCAAGUUGUGAAAAUGUGAAAAUAUUGUAUUGAAUUAGAGUAAUGCCAAACAAUUAGAUCUUCAUUAGGUAAUAAGUUAAAAAAUGGAUGAAAUGUAUACCAAAAAGAGAGUAGUUAUCAGCAGAGAUAGCAGAGAUAAUAGGAAAAACAUAAACUUAUGUUAAUUGCAAACAUAUGAGUGUGAAGAAGCCAGCCCAUGCAAUAGCACAGUUUGUUUUCUAAAAUAUAGCGGUUGAAUUUGCACUUUUAGAGCUAACAGAAGUGUCUUUAAAGUCAUUCUUCCGUGAACAAAUAUUAAAUCUUAACUUUAUUUGAAGCACACUUUAUUGCUUCUAGAUAUAUUGAGAAGCGACUGUGCUAUUGCCUUGUUGGCUUUUAGAAACAUUAUUAAAAAAAAACUGUUGUAAAUGUUGUAUUCAAUACAUUAAAAUGCUAGACUAAGUAUGUCCAAAGACAACAAAAACAAACAAAUUACUUAAUUUCACUUACCUUUUGUUUAAGUUCAAUGUGAUUUUUUUAAUGAAAUAUAAUUUCCAAAAUAGCUUAUGUACAUUUAUAUUAUUGUCAUUUGUAUUUGUUUUCGAUUGCUUGUAAUUUGUAAGAAUUUUAAUUGCAAAUUCAUUUUUAAUAUAUGCAAAUUUUAAACAAAUUCGGCAAAUGUGUACUUAUUUAUUUAUUUUGGUUAUUUUUAAUUUAACAUAAAAAUAUUAGCAGCAACAUACACGUUACAGUCUGUUAGCGCACAGCCGAAAUGCAUGUGAAAUGUUCUGCAACAUUCGCUGUAAACACGCGGCGCAAAUGCUUCCAGCAAAUUAGUAAAAUUUGGGAAAUGCACCAGGCGACCAUAAAUCGCAGCAGGUCGCCUCCCAGUUGCACUUUUGUCUUCCGGCCCCUAAAAGCAUGCUACAAAAUUUGACAUCCGGCAAAUUCGGGUGCAGCGAAAGUAAUAAAAUUUCAAAUAUUUAGCUAAGACACGCACCGGUUAGCGCAGUUGAAAACUCACCGGUUGUGAUUUUGGCUAAGGAAGACAGUACAGGCUGCACCAUAUGAAAUGAAAUACGCGUAAAUUAUUUCUUUUGUGAAAUAUAUUAUUUUUGCUUUUAAUGUAAAGUACCUAAUUUUUUUAGUAAAAAUAAUCAAAAUGAAACUGUAAUAAAACAGUAUUUAAUAAGGAAUGUUUAGAGCACGUAAUUAAAUAGUUUUAAGAGUAUAUAUUCAAAUGUGCGCAAGCAGCUUCUUUUCUUUUACAAACAUAAAUUAACAAAUUGUACAUAAACAAAUUAUUAAUAAAUUUAUAGAUUAAUUGACGAAUAGCUGCGAACCGGCAAGAGGCUGACGUUGUAAAUAUGAAAAGUAAAAUCACUGAAGUUGUGAACAUUAUAAUGUAAACCAAAAUGCUCAAAGAGUUGUAGGUGCCACUGGUGUUGUAGGUGCGAUGCUCAUUAGCAAAUGGUGGUUGUCGCUAGAUGGAUAAAUUUAAUUUAGCUUAGCCAUAAAAGCACUAAUUUAAAUGUAUAUGUGUAACUAAUAGUAAGAAGUAGAUGAAUAAUUCAAGGAACUUCAUACCUUUGCAACUGAAAGAAAUUCAAAGUGAUUUCAUUUGUAGAUUAUUUGUUUGGUAACUCUUUAUAUUUGACCCACUUCUUAAUUGGAUUUAAAAUUAACCGUAAUUCUCGACACUUUCUUUGAAAUUACAAGAUCCAACGGUAGAUAGUUCCUUCAAUUGGAGUACAUAAAUUAAUAUAUACACAAACACAUAAGCAUAUAUGUAAAUUCUAAUAAAAAUAAAAAACACAAAUGCUGCAUAAAUAAGCAAAUAAACUGGAAGAUAGUAAAUAAAUCAAAAUCUUACAAGUAAGCGUCAUUAAAGCGCCUCUUUGAAGACCACAAUGGUGUUUCAUGCUGUGUAAAGUAAAUGGUUUGCUAUGAGUGGUACACACGCACAUGAUUUUUUGCUUCAUUUAU